AGUUCAAUGGAGUUCAUUCCUAGUUUGUCAGUAUCUAGUAAAACUUGGCCCUAGAUAAACUUGUUGACUCAGAAGAAUUGAGAGCCACUAUUGGCUAAUUGUUUGCCACUGUCCAUUUUGCAGGCACAAUAUAUAAAGUGUGGGCUCUGACGUAUAAAAUAUUCCCCGGUCAGACCCAAGAGCUGUUGCUACUCGCGACAAUGGAACCGCUGGGAGCAACCACGGUGUUCCUGGUCAUUUGUGUCUCUUGCCUUCUCUUCUUUUCAGUACGGAGGAAGACGUCUGGAAGUGGGAAGCUGCCGCCCGGCCCUGUGGCUUUUCCCCUCAUAGGAAAUGCCCUGCAGCUGAAUUUGAGGAACUUGCCUGACUCUAUACAUAAGAUCAGUGCGAAGUACGGCCCUGUUUUCACACUAAGCUUUGGCUCGGAGCGGAUUGUGAUACUGUGUGGGCAUGAGGCUGUGAAGGAAGCUCUAAUAGAUCAAGGGGAGGAUUUCAGUGGAAGAGGAAACCUGCCACUAGCAGACGUGGUGAUCAAAGGAACAGGCAUUAUUUUCGCCAAUGGGGAGCAGUGGAAGCAGCUUCGCAGAUUUGUCCUCACAACCCUGAGAAAUUUUGGGAUGGGGAAGAAGAGCAUUGAGAUGCGAAUCCAAGAGGAAGCCCGUUUUCUGGUGGAAAGGCUCAGAAACACGCAUGGGCAGCCCUUUGACCCUACCAUCUGCUUCACGCACGCCGUCUCCAACGUCAUCUCCUCCAUUGUCUUUGGGGAUCGGUUUGACUAUGAAGAUCAGAAAUUUCUGACUUUAAUUAAUCUCCUAGAGGAAAAUAAUGACCUCGUGGGCUCUGUUCUGGUACAGAUGCACAAUUUUUUCCCAACUUUCAUGUCUUACAUUCCGGGCCCUCACAAGAAGAUGAUUAACAGUUCUCAGGAGCUCAUUAGUUUUGUUCGAGAGAGAAUUAAGAUGCACAAGGAGUCUCUGGAUCCCAGCUGCCCUCGGGACUUCAUCGAUGCAUUCCUCAUCAAAAUGGAAGAGGAACGACAGAAUGGCCAGUCGGUUUUUAACACUGAUAACUUGGUAAGAAGCACAAUAGAUUUAUUCCUGGCUGGAACAGGAACCACCAGCACCACCCUGAGACACGGAUUGCUGCUGCUUCUGAAAUACCCAGACGUAGAAGAGAAAGUUCACGAAGAGAUUGACCGUGUGAUUGGCCGAAACCGAAGUCCAUGCACGGUGGACCGAAGCCAGAUGCCCUACACAGAUGCCGUGAUCCAUGAGAUCCAGAGAUUUGUUAACCUGGUCCCCUUCAGUAUCCCACACGCAGUGACCAAAGACGUUCGCUUCAGAGAAUAUGUCAUCCCCAAGGGCACUACAGUAUUCCCAUCUCUGGAAUCAGUCCUACGUGACAGCAAGGAAUUCCCAAACCCAGAGCAAUUUAACCCAGGACAUUUUUUGGAUGAAAAUGGUGCUUUUAAGAAGAGUGACUUCUUCAUGCCUUUUUCUGCAGGGAAACGAAUAUGCGCGGGAGAGGGACUGGCUCGGAUGGAGCUCUUUUUGGUCCUGACAGUGAUUUUGCAGAAUUUUACCUUGAAACCUCUCAUUGACCCCAAAGACAUUGAUAUAACUUCAAUACCAAGUUUUUUGUUACUUGUACCAAAACCAUACCGGCUCUGUGUUUUGCCUCGAUAGAGACCAUGAAAAGCCACCUUAGUGUCCUAGACCAGUGCAUGAAUUUGAUUGUCUAUGAUUUUGGUCUCAUUAGUGCAGUGACACAAAUGAACUCCUUGUCUUAAACCAGUGAGAUAAAUAACUUGUUUUUUAAGCAACUGUGAUUUAACAAAAUUAAGUGCAAUACCCAAAAAUAACUACCUGCUUGACUCCGAAGGCAUGUACAAUAACCCAGCAGUGUUCUCAGACGGGCUCAGACUCUGCUCUUGACUUAAGCUGGAUAUGUUUUCUGUUCAAUUGUGAUUCAGUUGGCAAUGACGGAGACUUCUUUUGACAGUCACGAAAGCUGCUUUCUUUUACAAGGAGGCUGGUAAUGGUGUCCAGCUCUUGAGCUCUGAUCAGCCAAUCAGAGCUAACUGUGACGAUGUAAUGCCUGUGAUUGGACGUUCUGCUGCGAUGUGACACGUUUCUGAAUUAGUGGGCUGACCUAGCAUUCUCCUUCCCUUGUUGUUCAUGUA
This is a messenger RNA of Pelodiscus sinensis (Chinese soft-shelled turtle), 2182 nucleotides long. Its product is annotated as cytochrome P450 2H2-like. The record is from RefSeq and is a predicted model, not a curated record. Gene Ontology annotation, biological process: epoxygenase P450 pathway; xenobiotic metabolic process. Gene Ontology annotation, cellular component: cytoplasm; intracellular membrane-bounded organelle. NCBI's taxonomy places the organism in Eukaryota, Metazoa, Chordata, Testudines, Trionychidae. Gene Ontology annotation, molecular function: oxidoreductase activity, acting on paired donors, with incorporation or reduction of molecular oxygen, reduced flavin or flavoprotein as one donor, and incorporation of one atom of oxygen; arachidonate epoxygenase activity; iron ion binding.